CUUCCUUUCUUCUCACUUCUCAUCUUUUCUUCCCUGCCAUGGAGUCUCCUUCACCUUCAGAUUCUCUACAGUUCAAUUUUGAAUCCCUCAAAGCCAUAAAAAUCCUAGGCAAAGGAGCAACGGGCACCGUCUUCCUCGUCCACGACACCGCCACCGAUCCCACCGCCCGUUCCCCGUUCGCUCUCAAAGUUGUUCAGAGGUCCAACAACGGCGGAGACCGUCGAGCUCGCUGGGAAAUUGGGGUUUUGAAAAUGCUUCACCACCCUUUUCUUCCUCGGCUUUUGGGUUGUGUAGAAACCGAUGAGUUUUUCGCUUGGGGUGUCCCUUAUUGCCCCGGCGCCGAUCUCAAUGUCCUCCGUAACCGUCAAAACGACGGCGUUUUCUCCGCCGGUGUUAUCCGGUUUUAUCUGGCGGAGAUCCUCUGUGCUCUAGAGUAUCUUCAUUCGCUGGGCGUCGUUUAUCGCGAUCUCAAACCGGAGAAUAUACUCGUUCAACGGUCGGGUCAUGUGACGUUAACGGAUUUUGACCUUUCACGUAGUUUAAAGAAGAAGCCGUUAUCGGAGAUUUUGAGUUACGGUGAAAAGGACUGCCGGAAACCGUCGCCGGAGAUUCCAGUUCGAUGUAAAUGUCGAGUGAAAUUUAAACGGUGGAUCGCCGGAAAGAAUAGAUAUAACAAAGCUUUGAAGAAACCGAAAUCAGCUCGUGUCAGCCCAGUGAGUCGUCGGAAAUCGAGUUUCUCAGACGGGGAACGUUCCAACUCUUUCGUCGGCACCGAGGAAUACGUCUCGCCGGAAGUUGUACGGGGCGACGGUCAUGAAUUCGCCGUCGACUGGUGGGCUCUCGGGAUCCUGAGCUACGAGAUGCUGUACGGUACGACGCCGUUUAAAGGGAAGAAUCGGAAAGAAACGUUUCGAAACGUAGUGGCCAAAGAGCCCGUGUUCAUGGGUCCACGAAACGCUUUGAUCGAUUUGAUCGGACGGUUAUUACAAAAGGAUCCGAAAAUGAGACUCGGGUAUCACGGCGGCGCGUGUGAGAUCAAGGACCAUCCGAUCUUCGAAGGAGUGAGAUGGGACCUCUUGACGGAGGUGUUACGGCCACCUUUUAUUCCGUCGAGAGACGACGGUGAGUUGACGGAGAAAGCGACGGCUGGACGAAUAGAUAUAAGGGAGUAUUUCAACAGCUUGAAGGCUCCGUCGGCUAUGCCAUCAUCACCGCUACGAUCACCGUCGUCGGAGCAUAGACAGAGCGUUUCUUUCACGGAGUUUUAACGCACGCGUGAGAGAGUUUGUAUGCACGUAUAUAAUAAGCUUGAGUUAGAUAUAAAUUC
Messenger RNA from Hibiscus syriacus, 1327 nucleotides. Its product is annotated as serine/threonine-protein kinase UCNL-like. Gene Ontology annotation, biological process: protein phosphorylation. Bases 39 to 1268 code for a protein of 409 amino acids. Gene Ontology annotation, cellular component: nucleus; plasma membrane; cytoplasm. Gene Ontology annotation, molecular function: protein serine/threonine kinase activity; ATP binding. Lineage: Eukaryota; Viridiplantae; Streptophyta; Magnoliopsida; Malvales; Malvaceae. The record is from RefSeq and is a predicted model, not a curated record. The transcript has a single exon.